This is a messenger RNA of Mycena indigotica, 663 nucleotides long. RefSeq names its product CCHC-type domain-containing protein. NCBI's taxonomy places the organism in Eukaryota, Fungi, Basidiomycota, Agaricomycetes, Agaricales, Mycenaceae. The record is from RefSeq and is a predicted model, not a curated record. Gene Ontology annotation, molecular function: nucleic acid binding; zinc ion binding. Bases 1 to 663 code for a protein of 220 amino acids. The transcript has a single exon.
AUGGACCUCACCAUCCCGGACGACAUCAAGACGUGCAUUCUUCUUGCACGCCUGAACCCCGGCAUGUACUCUACGCGCAAGGAUCUGGUCAAAAAUGAGAAGUUCCCUUCCUAUGAAGAUGCUGCGGCCCGUCUGCGUUCGGACGCUCACGACAACUCUAAAUCCGACCACAUGAUCAAGGUCGAAGAUGUACCAGUGGCCUUUGGUCUUGCAGCUCGCAUUCCAUCUCCCCCUUCCGAACCACCACCACAGGAAGCAUUCGCGAAGGGCUUCCGUUGGUGCUCCCCUCGCUCUGACAAGGAUUGUUUCCGCUGCGGACGUGAAGGUCAUCGGGCUCAGUUCUGCCUUGCGGACAUGCCGCAAGCAGUUCGUGACUGGAUCCUCAACUCCAUCUCACGUCGUGAACAGGCACCAGCCCCUGCGCCUUCGAGCUAUUCCCCAUCGCUCUCUGGGCCCAAGACAGCCCGGAAAAGUGAGCAAGGUCUCGCUGCCCAAGGCCCCCAUGUUUCCGACGAUGACAGUUCCUCCGACGAUGAACCACAAAUACCUUGGGAGAUCCUAGACAAGAAACAAAGGAAGACGUUCAAACGCCUUGGCUUCAUGCCUCCGGCAAGUGCUUCGACUGCAGCUGCUUUCGCCAGCACCAGUCGUUAUGUGAUCUGA